This is a messenger RNA of Cornus florida, 983 nucleotides long. RefSeq names its product pyrophosphate--fructose 6-phosphate 1-phosphotransferase subunit beta-like. The record is from RefSeq and is a predicted model, not a curated record. NCBI's taxonomy places the organism in Eukaryota, Viridiplantae, Streptophyta, Magnoliopsida, Cornales, Cornaceae. Gene Ontology annotation, molecular function: diphosphate-fructose-6-phosphate 1-phosphotransferase activity; 6-phosphofructokinase activity. Gene Ontology annotation, biological process: glycolytic process; photosynthesis; response to glucose. Gene Ontology annotation, cellular component: cytosol. The transcript has 6 exons. The coding region runs from base 1 to 444 and encodes 147 amino acids.
AUGAUCCUAGAUCGUUUGCAUUUAUUGGCUUUGUUCCGACCCACUUUCCCGGCUUUGUUCCGGCCAUUUCCCCGGCUUUGUUUUGGCCUUUUACCAGCUUUGUUCCAACCCAUUUCCCUGGUGUUGUUCCGGCCAUUUCCUCAGUUUCUUAACUCAGCCGAGUGCUUGUCUGGUAAAAACUUGAAGAUUGGAGUGGUUUUGUCAGGAGCCCAAGCUCCUGGAGGACACAAUGUAAUCUCUGGGAUCUUCCAUUACUUGCAGGAUCGUUGCAAAGGAAGCACACUAUAUGGAUUCAGGGGUGGACUUUCUGGGAUCAUGAAAUGCAAAUAUGUGGAGUUGAACUCGCAGUUUAUUUACCCAUAUAGAAAUCAGGGUGGCUUUGAUAUGAUCCGUAGUGGAAGAGACAAAAUUGAAACCCCAGAACAGUUUCAGCAAGCUGAAUAAACGGCAUUAAAACUUCAUUUGGAUGGGCUUCUUGUAAUUGGUGGGGACGACUCGAAUACAAAUGCUUGCCUCCUUGCCGAAAAAUUUAGGAGUAAAAAUUUGAAAACUCGGGUGAUUGGAUCCCCUAAGACCAUUGAUGGGGAUUUGAAAUGCAAAGUUCAUCGAAAGCACUAAUGAGCAAUCGAGUAAUUUGCGAGUCUCUCUUUUUUUUUUUACUAUUUGAAGCAUAUCCUUAGGAUUUUAGACAUUAAAUAUUCUUUUAUUUCUAUUGAGACAUAGUUACACUCAUAAAUGCAUUGUAAUUUUUUUUUUUUUUUUUUUUUUUGACUCUAUUGUGGAUUGGGUUUAUUUGGUUAGUAAAUUUGGUUUAUGAAUGGAUUAAUGAUGAUUAUAAAAAUUUUAUUUUAUUUUUUUAAAAUUGUUUCACUUAAAUAUAUUAUUAUAGCCUUUAAAAAUAAGUGUCUUUAUAAUGGACUGGAUUUGUUUGAUUAGUAAAUUUGAUUUAUGAAUGGAUUGAUGUUUAUUAUAAAAAUUUGACU